CAAUAUGGCUGCGCCCAUGUGUACUAUUUAACGAAACAGGAAAGGUCGGUUUUUAGCAAUAUUUCAGUUUUGGCAGACGGUUAAGCAGUUCCAAUGGAUUUUGAGUGUGAAAGUUGGGAUGUAUCGGGAGAGGCAGAACAGCUUGCCAGUAACCUGUUUGAAAAGUCAGCACAGAGAUUAAACAAAGCGAAGAAAAGAAAACACAGAGAUGUUGCCAGUUCAGAUCACCCUGCUGUUGUUGGUGCUAACACAGUUAUGGGUUCUAAGAAGGAAAAGAUAAAGAAUGAUAGUACAGCACAGACGGGGAUAGUGAAGACAGAAAACAAGAAUCAUGAAAUGAAUAAAAAUAGUAGUGUUAAAACAAAAAUUGGCAUAAACCCUGGAUUAAAAUUGGGGAAAAGUACAGGGAAAAGGUAUGUUGAAGACACUGGCGACAAGAGUGGAUGCAGUCCUGAAAAGAAAAUGAAAAAGAAGAAAAAUGAUCAUAAUGGCAUUAACAAAAAGAGUUCAGAAGAUGGAGAUACCAGUACUAAAGAUGACACCAAUGCACAUUUGUCCAUGCCAUCUCAAGGUAAAAUGAAAAAGAAGAAACAGAAGAAAAUAAAUGAAAUGGAAGCAAGUAGUGAUGAAAAACAAAAAGAUGCUAGUAAAAACAGUAAUUCACUCAAUUCAAGUCAAGAAACUAGUCAGGUUAAUCAUCUGGAAACGGAAUCCACUGAACAUAAUUCAAGUAAAACGAAAAGGAAAAGAAAAUGUAAGAAGAAUAAAUUCAAGGACUAUUCUAAAGAUAAUUCACAAACUAAUUCUGGUUCAGAAAGUACAUUGAAAUUGAGUGUACAAGAAAACUUGGAAAAAUCAGAGACAAAGGAUGCAAUCAAGGACAAAGAUGCUUCAGCACAUAGUAAAACUGUCAAUGGUUCUUCAGAACCAAAGAAACCAAAGAAAAAAAAGAAGAAGAAUGUAGAUAAAAAUGAAGGCAUUUCUAAACCUGUGGACACAACAGGUAGUCAGAGUGGCAAAACCAAACCCAAAUUUGACAUUGUAAAACUAAAUGCUUUGUUAUCAGCCAAAGGACAAGGAGCGCAAAGUAGUUCAAAUAAAUCUGAAAACAUUGAAGGUAAAUUUAGCAAGAAUAUAUCUCAUAAUGAAAGUGAUAAAAGGAUCACAGAAGCAAAUAUGAAAGAAAGUAAAAGUGGUGAAAAAACAUUACUGGAAAAAAGUAGGGAUCGAUUGAGCGCAGCACGGUUUCGCUACCUGAAUGAACAGCUGUACACGAGCACUGGUAAGGAGGCCCUUGAUUUGUUUAAGAAAGACAGGGAUGCGUUCAGUGUGUACCAUGAGGGGUUCCAGGGACAGGUGGAGAAAUGGCCCACAAACCCUGUGGACAUCAUCAUCAAACAGAUAAAGUCAAAGCCUAAAAAGCUGGUGAUUGCUGACUUUGGGUGUGGUGAUGCUAAGAUUGCUCAAAGUGUGGCAAACAAGGUCCAUUCCUUCGAUCUAGUGGCUCUUAACGACCAUGUGACUGUGUGUGAUAUGUCAAAGGUGCCACUGGAUCCCGGCAGUGUUGACAUAGCUGUGUUCUGUCUGUCUCUGAUGGGUACCAACCUCUCCUCCUACCUGCGAGAGGCUAACAGGAUCCUCAAACACAGUGGCACACUCCUUGUAGCCGAGGUGACCAGCAGGUUUGACAACCCAGGCCGAUUUGUGCUUCAAGUUGAAAAAAUGGGCUUCAAGGUUCGCAAACAGGAUAACAGCAACAAGAUGUUUGUGCUCAUGGACUUCAUGAAAACCUCACCAGUCAAGUCAGGCAACACUGAAGAUAUCAAGUUAAAGCCUUGUGUGUACAAGAAGAGAUAGUACAUGUAGCACUUUCUUUGAGUCAGGCCUAAGUGUAUAACGCUUGAAGUCAUUUUGUUGUCAAAUAAACAUUUUAGCUUUAUCCUUCAUAUGCAUGUUUUCAUUGUUGAUUAUUUUUUAAAGAAUUGUCAUUUUAUGUUAAAGAAGUAAUUGUGAGAUAUUUUUAUCCUGCUUUAGAAUAAUGUAUUUGGGGAAAUUAUAGGGAGACUUAUAAUAAAUAUACAAAAAAGU
Messenger RNA from Mya arenaria, 2088 nucleotides. Its product is annotated as ribosomal RNA-processing protein 8-like. The transcript is spliced from 6 exons. Gene Ontology annotation, biological process: cellular response to glucose starvation; regulation of transcription by glucose; rDNA heterochromatin formation. Gene Ontology annotation, cellular component: chromatin silencing complex; nucleolus; rDNA heterochromatin. Gene Ontology annotation, molecular function: methyltransferase activity. NCBI's taxonomy places the organism in Eukaryota, Metazoa, Mollusca, Bivalvia, Myida, Myidae. The record is from RefSeq and is a predicted model, not a curated record. Bases 94 to 1857 code for a protein of 587 amino acids.